This is a messenger RNA of Lutzomyia longipalpis, 1210 nucleotides long. It is a transcript of the gene Rab8, whose product is annotated as ras-related protein Rab-8A. NCBI's taxonomy places the organism in Eukaryota, Metazoa, Arthropoda, Insecta, Diptera, Psychodidae. The transcript has 4 exons. Gene Ontology annotation, biological process: Golgi vesicle fusion to target membrane; protein secretion; protein localization to plasma membrane. The record is from RefSeq and is a predicted model, not a curated record. Gene Ontology annotation, cellular component: trans-Golgi network transport vesicle; plasma membrane; endosome. Gene Ontology annotation, molecular function: GTPase activity; GTP binding. Bases 98 to 724 code for a protein of 208 amino acids.
CCCUCUGUGGUGGGUGUGGGGAAACUCGGUGACAUUUGACAGUGCAACAUAUAUAUAAUAACUUUUAAUACAAUUCCUUUUUUUAGCAAAGAAAAUAAUGGCUAAAACGUACGAUUAUUUAUUUAAAUUAUUGUUAAUCGGCGACUCUGGUGUUGGGAAAACAUGCAUACUUUUCCGCUUUUCCGAGGACGCCUUCAAUACCACGUUCAUUUCGACUAUCGGAAUCGACUUCAAGAUUCGCACCAUUGAGCUCGAUGGCAAGAAGAUUAAACUACAGAUAUGGGACACAGCGGGUCAGGAGCGUUUCCGGACAAUAACCACUGCCUACUACCGCGGAGCAAUGGGUAUAAUGCUGGUGUAUGACAUCACACAGGAGAAAUCCUUUGAGAAUAUCAAGAAUUGGAUUAGAAACAUCGAGGAGAAUGCCUCGGCGGAUGUGGAAAAGAUGCUGCUGGGCAAUAAAUGUGAGCUGAAUGAGAAGCGCCAGGUGACGAAGGAUCGGGGGGAGCAAUUGGCUGUUGAGUAUGGAAUUAAGUUCAUGGAGACAUCGGCAAAGGCAAAGAUAAACGUCGAGGAGGCUUUUUUCACACUUGCCAGGGAUAUUAAGGCGAAAACGGAAAAACGAAUGGAAGCAAAUAAUCCUGCAAAGGGGGGCCAUAAACUCAAGGAGGCAGAAGCUGUGAGAAAACCCCACAAUUGGCUCUCGAGAUGUAGUCUCCUCUGACCUGGAUGCCCUCCUACACUGUCCACAUCUCUCUUUCCACCUCUCCCCUCUCUCAUUCAAGCUCUGGUCGGCAAUAAAUCAGUCAUUUCCUUCUGAUGAGGAAGUAAAUAGAAACUUCAUCAGCGCACAGAAAACUUCGUGUCAGCGCACAUCCGGAAAGGCACACAAAUUAAUGGAAAAUCAGGAAGAAAACAGCAGAAAAGGCAGAGCUGCAAGGUAGGACAAAAUCCCAGUAAAAAAAAAAAGAUUUGAAUCCCAAUUUCUCUUGCACAAUGCUGUAUGGAGGAAAUUCUCCCGGAUGGACUUUCAAUCACCUCCCCUCACAACACUACUACUCCCCAGAGCUCCCCCAGGAGAGAGGGUGAGAGAGAUAAUGAUAAAUACCAUGAAUUUACAAGGAAAAGCAAAACGAGAGAAAAAAUGAUAAAAGACGAUCACAUUUAUAAUUUAUUUUUAGAAGAAAAAAUGAGAGAGAAUAGCUACUUA